AUGGAAGCAGGAACUCGAUGGUUAUCACGAGGUUUUUCUACAAAUUUUGAUUGGGUUCAUUCAAUCGGGACAACAGUAGAAUCAUCACAGAACGAUUUUCAAAACAAUUUCGAAACGCAUGCGUAUCUAGAAUUUCCGUAUGAUGUCAAAAUCAGUUACAAUCACCAAUGUAUUUUAAUCACUGACUUUCUCACUCAUCAAUUGCUCGUAUGUGAUUUAAUGAAUUACUCUCCUAAAGCAUACAUCGACGCUCCGAGCGAUUUUCCUACUCGAAUGUAUAUUGAAAAAAAUUAUGAAAAACAAAGAGAUGCCUUAUAUUUGAUGUGUAGAAAUGGAUCAAUAGUUAUGUUAAUGAAAUAUGAUUUAGAGCUCUUUUUGAAAGCAAAAUCAUUGAGGGAUGAUGAGGAAAGGAAUUCAAUUCAUUCAAGCGGAUUUAUUUGGAAAACCACUAAUUGCAGUAUGCAAGCAUUUGUUGUGAAUACUGCACUUAAGAGAGUAAUGGGCUGUGAUUUUGGAGAGAGCUGUCUGAAAAUUUUGAAUUCAGAAAAUGGUGAAUUUCUUCACAAAAUUCAAUUUACAAAUGUUCCUUUUGCAAUCGAUCUUGCAAAAGACGAUAUUGUAAUUAUUUAA
This is a messenger RNA of Naegleria lovaniensis, 630 nucleotides long. RefSeq lists its product as uncharacterized. Lineage: Eukaryota; Heterolobosea; Eutetramitea; Acrasida; Naegleriidae. The record is from RefSeq and is a predicted model, not a curated record. The transcript has a single exon. The coding region runs from base 1 to 630 and encodes 209 amino acids.